GCACUGCUGACUCCCAUUUGGAGAUAUUUCAGUGAGCACGCGCUGUUUGAACGCCGGCUACACCACUCAGCCCCUUCCAGUCAUCAAUCACCAGCGGAUUGCCAAACUGGUGCAGCAAAUUUCCAGCAUACAUUUCCCCAGAAUAUGUCGUUGACCAACACAAAGACGGGCUUUUCUGUGAAGGACAUUUUGGACCUCCCUGACACGAAUGAUGAAGAAGGAUCUAUCACUGGACCGGAGGAAGAUAACGAGGGAUCGGAGACGACAAAACCCACUAGAGUUUUGGUACAAAGUCCGCUAGAAAACGUUCAAAAUCUGCCUAUAAAGAACCGCUUUUAUGAUAGUAGUGACAAUCCUUACACAAGAUGGCUUGCCACCACAGACACUAUCCAAUAUUCACUGCAUGGUCUUUCAGCAAGUUCUCAAGACUCAGCCAAGUCCCCAGAACCCUCUGCGGACGAAUCGCCAGACAAUGACAAGGAAACGUCAAGCAACGGCAGCGACUCCGGUAAGAAGCGAAAAAGAAGAGUACUGUUUUCCAAGGCACAGACGUACGAACUUGAGCGUCGGUUUAGGCAACAGAGAUACCUAUCCGCGCCAGAGAGAGAACACCUCGCGAGUUUGAUUCGCCUGACACCAACUCAAGUGAAAAUUUGGUUCCAGAAUCAUCGGUACAAAAUGAAGAGAGCGCGCGCUGAAAAAGGUAUGGAAGUGACCCAUCUCCCCUCUCCCCGGCGGGUGGCGGUACCUGUCUUAGUCAGGGAUGGAAAGCCUUGUCAUACUCUUAAAGCUCAGGACUUGGCGGCCACUUUUCAGGCUGGAUUCCCCCUCUCGGCGUAUAGCGCCCAGACCCUUCAUCAAAUGCAAUAUAAUGCUCAGUACUGCGCCGCCACCACGCCACAAUUCCCUUCAGCACAUCACUUGGUGCAAACGCAACAGUGGACUUGGUGAACUAGUUGAGACUGACGGGGCUGCCGUUUAGGAGCACGAUAGGGAUUUCACUAGAAAAUAAAGACUUUUCAUUUUGCAGCUUGACCCAUAUCUACCAUUUUUUCGGGGCUAAUAUGUGCGCCGUGUUUACAUGUUUUCGUUAAGAGAACUGGGUACAGCCUCUCCCGAGAUUUAAGAAUGUCAAUGCUCUUGUGAAAUUUUGUACAGUAUGUUUGUGUGUUGUAGAUAUGUUUUAUUUUUGUCCUUCGUGUUAUAAGCACGUGCAAAACCACUUUAUAAUUAUGGAAUAUUUUAUUUCUUGCUUCUUUUACAAUGGACCGAAAAUAUUUAUGGCCAUGAAUAAACAUUGGCAACUUUUAGCUUUUUUCCCCUUUGUUUUUGUUUUUUGUAAAUACUUUGUGGUAAUUGUUUGCAACCUAGAAACAUGUCAGGAUCGUAUACGUGGAGAUAUACAUAUUUCCAAUUCAAACAGAAGGAAGAAUUUGUGGCGGAAUUGUCAUGACUGUCUAACAGAGCCCAUAUUAUUAUGUGAAUAACAGUUCAAUCGCGCGCUGAUGGGGAAAUAUCCCACUUUUUAUAAGGAUUUUAAUAAAAUGCUGUGUUUCAGAAAUUACGUUUUGGUUUGCGUGUCUUAAUACGUCCUAUUUGAUUUAUUGAAUACAUACGCUAAACAGUGUUAAUGUGAUGCAUGGCAGCCUAUACGUGUUUUGUAAAGUGGCACAGAAAGCAGGUGAAUUUAUGUUUCGCGCAGUUAAAUUAUUUAUUUUUUUACCUAAAUUAAUCCGUCUAAAUGUUCUGAAUUUGGACACGUCAGUAAUAAGGAGGCUAAAGUCACUUGUGAAAUGGGGAUAAAAUCCACUCACUUAGCCUAAUAUAAGAGGGCUUCUUCAACUAAGAAGCUUUUGAGUCAAAAGCUCUCCUUUUCAAGGUCUCGAACUCCUCUCGGAUUGGGGUGUGAAGUGGUAGGCCUAUAUUUUAAAAACGGAUUUAAUGCAAAGACGUUUUGAUUUUACGCACGGUUUUACGCUCGUCAUUGUUGUCAAACAAACACAACCCGUGAAAGGAAUAUCAAUCAAGUUACGUAGUCUUCAAUAUCCCUUGCUCUAUGUUAGCUUAUGCUUUAUAUUUUAGUAGAUGCAGGCUUAUGGAUGGAUGGGCUGUGGAUGUGUAUCCAAAAUAGCUAUCUUAAACAGUGUGCCAAAGUAGUCGACACAAUAACCAAAUGGGUCCCAAGUGAAUCACCGAGCGUAUUGUGAUUAUCAGACCCAAUUCAGUGUGUUGGGUAAAUAUGAUUACCGUGGCAAAAUCUUAACUGCAUUGUUUUUGACCCAGCACCGAGAUAUUAUAGAACAGAUGUUAGAGUCGCCCUCACUAUCAUUGAACAAACAGCUAAAUUGACACCAAUUGCUAAUUAUUUACAGAAUCCUAUCUCAAGGGGCCACUGCUUUUGGUCCAGGCUACAGAGACUCAAUUUGUUUUCUUCAGAGAGGCUACAAUGUUUACAUUUGUAAGCUGUGCUGCUGACGUAUUCCCUGAUAUUAUUCGUUGCUCCAUUAACUAUGUAAUAGUAUUACUACAAGCUAAUGGCGGUGUUGUAUCGCAUUCUUUAUUCACAAUUAAGUUGUUAUUUAUAGGCUAUAAAAAUAGUUUUUCAAUGCAAAUAGCCAUCCUUGAAUGACCUAUUGGCUAAUAGUUUCGAUUUCAUAUAGCACCAUUGGGCUCCUUACCCAUGGUGCUACAAUUUUGAUCGCACACGUGUGGAAGUGGGAAUGAUAAAUAAAUGGAAGUACAAUUUA
Molecule: messenger RNA, 2747 nt
Organism: Salmo salar (Atlantic salmon)
Lineage: Eukaryota; Metazoa; Chordata; Actinopteri; Salmoniformes; Salmonidae
Gene: nx22a
Product: Homeobox protein Nkx-2.2a
Biological process (GO): regulation of transcription by RNA polymerase II; cell differentiation
Cellular component (GO): nucleus
Molecular function (GO): DNA-binding transcription factor activity, RNA polymerase II-specific; RNA polymerase II cis-regulatory region sequence-specific DNA binding
Source: RefSeq, a predicted model, not a curated record